AUGGCAAAUUACGACAGAGCCAUCACGGUCUUCUCCCCUGAUGGCCAACUCCUCCAGGUCCAAUACGCCCAAGAGGCAGUCAGGCGAGGGUCCGCAGCCGUGGGGGUGAGAGGACCAGAGGUCAUAGUGCUGGGAGUAGAGAAGAGAACAGUGGCACAGCUGCAGGACGAAAGAACGGAGAAGAAGAUAGUUCCGCUGGAUGAGCACGUCACUCUGGCUUUUGCUGGACUGAGGGCUGACGCUCGAGUCCUGAUUUCCAGGGCCCAAAUAGAAUGCCAGUCCCAUCGUCUAACAGUGGAGGACCCGGUCACCACAGAGUACAUAGCGAGAUACAUAGCUGAGAUGAAGCAGAGGUACACACAGAGCAACGGGCGAAGACCUUUUGGGAUCUCCUGCCUGGUGGGGGGGUUUGACUUCGAUGGCAACCCGCAUCUGUACCAGACUGAGCCUUCGGGGAUCUACUAUGAGUGGAAGGCAGGGUCCAUAGGCCGAUGCGACAAGACAGUAAGGGAGUUCUUAGAACAGAACUACAAGCCGGAGCUGGUGACGACCGACCAAGGAACUGUGAAGCUGGCGAUAAAGGCCCUGCUGCAAGUCCAGUCGCGAGGAGCGAGGAAUCUUGAUAUAGCCGUCAUCAAAAGACGCCAGCCCGUAAAGAUGUUGAACGAAGAAGAAAUCAACACUGUGAUACAAGAAAUAACGAGAGAGAAAGAAGAGGCUGAGAAAGAAAAAAAGAGGCAGUUGUAGCAAUGUUUUAAUUUUUU
This is a messenger RNA of Ostrinia furnacalis (Asian corn borer), 764 nucleotides long. RefSeq names its product proteasome subunit alpha type-7-like. The transcript has 4 exons. Bases 1 to 747 code for a protein of 248 amino acids. Lineage: Eukaryota; Metazoa; Arthropoda; Insecta; Lepidoptera; Crambidae. Gene Ontology annotation, cellular component: proteasome core complex; proteasome core complex, alpha-subunit complex. Gene Ontology annotation, biological process: ubiquitin-dependent protein catabolic process. The record is from RefSeq and is a predicted model, not a curated record.